GGUUUCGGUCAAAUUGGGAUGAAUUCAAAUUUGCCCCAAGUACAAGGAACUGGGGUGGGACCAUCACAAGGGCAAGGAGCAAAUGAGGGUCAGCCACAACAUGCUCUGCCACCUCAGGGUAACCAAGGUCAAAAUCAAUUUCAGGGACAAGGACAUGGUCAAGGACGCGGUAUGGGUAGAAAUGUAGGAAGAGGAAAUGGCCAUGGAGGAAGAGGAUUCAGAGGACAAGGAAAUGGCGGACAAGGUGGGAGUUGGGGACCUCAGGGAGGUGCGCAGUCUGGGAAUUACAAUCAGGAGAUCUGAGUUUACGUGUGGAGAAGUGAAGGAGCUGUUGGACGAUCUUGGAGUUAUUGCCAAGUAUACGACCAGGGCACAUCCUCAGGCAAAUGCACCUGUUGAAAGGAGACACAGUACUAUCACUAAUUUGCUGGCAAAGUGGACAGCUGGGAAGCCAAACCUGUGGCCGAAGUUCCUUCGAACAGUGUUCUUUGUUGAGAAUAUUACAUUCAAAAGAACCACAGGUUAUGCCCCUGCAACCUUGUGGUAUGGAAGGCAUGUCACGUUUCCGAUAGAAAGUUUCUUGAAGACGUGGCGAAGACAGGGAAUUGAGAAUGAUAUGCCUCUGGAGGACUCGGAGUUACUUGACAUCAGAGCUAGGCAGGCCUAUCCCUUGGAGGUACAGCGGCAGAAGAGGAAACAACUGCUUCGGGAACAGAGAUUGUGGAUUGGCAAGAGAGGAGAGGGGAUGGGGAGAAAAGCUCAGAAGGAGAAUGGGGGAGACGACAUAUCUCCUCCACGGGACGGUGGCGAGGCGAGGGCUCUAGGUGGAGAUGGCUCAAUGAGGAAAGGCAAAACACGAAAGGAGGAGCGCAGUGAGAAGGAAGUGGAAGGCAGUGACAUGACUCGAAAGGUAAAGAAGGGAAGUGGAAAAAUGAAGGAAGGAAAAGAAAAGGGAAAGAAUGAUGAGAAAAUUGAAGAAGCAGGACUAUCUGGAACUGCUGAAGUACCUACUUCCGAUGAACCUCUAAGAGAACAGAGUUCAAGAAAAUUGAUAGAAGAAGAAAGGCAGAGGAGAGAGGAAGAUAACAAGGAAUGGAGGAAUCAAGUUGUGGCUUCGUUAAACGAGAAGGAGUUGCCUUCAGACGCGCCCUAGAACCUGAAGCUGGAAAGGGUAUUACUCUCUGAGAUUGUGGUCAGUUCCAAGCUAGCCUUUGAUGUAAACAGAUUGAUCCGGUUGCAUGAACUGCUCAGGGAAGAUUGUGAAUGGCUCCUUGAGGGGGAGGCAGAAGUGACCGAUAAGUUGGGAAAAGUGGAGGAAGGAAGAAGAAGGGAAUUAGAGGUCCCCAUUCGGGAACUCUAGGACAGAAUAAGGGAAAAGACAGAGUUGCUCACGCAGGGGGUGGCGAGCCACAUCCCUGAAAUUCUGAAGGAGAUUAAUAGGUUGAGAGCAAGGGAAGAAAGAAGGGACAUGCAGUGGACAAAAAUGUAAAAGGAUAUGGAAAGUUUGAAGACUGAGGUGGAAAAGGUGAAGAUUGAGCAGGGAAAGCUGGAAGUUAAGGUAGAGACACUAAGUACCGCCCUUGACAGCAAGAGUAAAGAGGUGAAAACAAA
Molecule: messenger RNA, 1611 nt
Organism: Chara braunii
Lineage: Eukaryota; Viridiplantae; Streptophyta; Charophyceae; Charales; Characeae
Source: the annotation of a GenBank genome assembly